UCUAUCCUCGCAAGCUCCUCGUGCGCCUGUGUCAUCUGCCUUACCUGCUCCUGCUAUCCGUGCUGCACCUGGUGUGGGUGGCACAGGGGCAGGAACAGGCGAGGGGACGGACGGGCAUGGAGUCGAGAGGGAGGAGCAGCACCAGGGAAAUGAGCUCGAGAUUGGGGGCACCGGUUAUUUGGCUGGUGGCGGUGCUUGUGGUGAUGCGGGGGGGGCUAAUUUCCUGGACGUGGAUGUGUUUGGAUGGCUUGCGGAAGACUCACCCUUCGGAGGGUCACCAGCCAAGGCCAUGCCCACGGCUGAGCCUGUAGAGGAGAGGGAGACAGAUACCCCCAGCAGCAGCAGCUGUGAGGUGGGUGGAGGCGGAGGAGGGGACAUCACCGCUGCCACCCACACCGCAGACACACCAGCCCCUCUUGUCACCUCAAAUUAUGCUUGCCACUCGGCCACAACUUUAACGUCUGCAGCAACAGCAUCACCAACAGCAACAGCAACAGCAACAGCAACAGCAACAGCAACAGCAGCAGCAACAGCAGCAGCAGCAUCAGCUCCGGGUUCCACUCAAGGGCCUCCGUCCACCACUACACUUGCGCCUCCUCAUGCUGCUGCUGCUGCUGCAGCGGCGUCUGCUGCAACUUCACCUGCUGGCGCUUCGCUUACUGCAGUUGUCCCCAGCAACCCCAGCUCCAAGCAGAAGAAGCCUUCAGCCCGACCUGCUGCUGCUGCUGCUGCUGCUGGCAAUUCUGUUGCCAAAACCACCAAACUGAGCAAACCCACCAAAGCUGCUUCCGUUACCAAGACUACUACUGGGGCUACUGCUCCUCCUCUUCCUCCUCCUCCUCCUCCUCCUCCUGUUGCUGCUGCUGUUACCACGAAGGUGGGAGGACAUGGCAAGAAGGCGGCUGCUGUCACAGCAAAUAAAGCAGCUGCUAUUGUGUCUGCAGCUGCACCUGCACCUGCUACUCCCUCCACUCCUUCCGCUGCAAAGGCCAGCGUGGGUGGCAUCGCUGGCCCUGCCAUGGCAGCUACCCCUGUUGCUUCCGGCAGAGCCAUGGAUGCUGCACGGGCUGCUGGGGCUGCUGGGGCUGGGGCUGCUGUGCCCUCGUCUCUUGGUCCAAAGGCCGUGCUGGCUAGGAUCAGAAGCGGCAAGGUCGCUGCUGCUAUGGCUGCUGCCUCUGCUGCUGGUCAACGAUCUCCCCCCUUUGUUACAGCUGCGCAGAAGGCUACAGCGGUCGCUCUGCCGGCCGUAGUGAACAAAGACGUGAUUCGAAAAGGAGGAGCACCAGCAGCAGCAGCCGGAGGAGGAGAGGUGCAGAAAACAGGAGUGGUGUUGGGUGCAACAGGAGGGGCAGUUUCAGGCAUUGCCCGGCGUGGAGGCUCGUUGAACCCCUCUCCUCGACUCACUGCAGCCCUGUCUUCUGUUCGUGGUGGAGGUAACCGAUGAACAAAAAGUAUGGUAAAGCUUACCAUAGUAUGCGAGUGUUGUAGGGCGAGCGAAAGAUGUUACACUUCGAGUGUAGGGAACCUGAGUAGGACGUUUGUGGGUUGCCAUUGGUCCGUUUAAGCUGGCUAAAUACACGUGUUUCUGCACU
Molecule: messenger RNA, 1592 nt
Organism: Closterium sp. NIES-67
Lineage: Eukaryota; Viridiplantae; Streptophyta; Zygnematophyceae; Desmidiales; Closteriaceae
Source: the annotation of a GenBank genome assembly